CUUUGCUUUUUGGGGAAAAACAGUGGUGAAGGCAUACCUGAUAUGUUGUUACUACUUGUCCAAUGGGCUCACAAGACAAUGAUUGAAAAACAAGCAACCUAAAUAACACACAGGGCUAACGGAAACCUGUGCUGGAUCAUUCGUGUCACUACCAAACGAAAUGGAGAUGGUGGGAACCGUGGGCCCAGCCGUACCCAAUUUGGAUGCCUGUUUGGAAUCUGUUCCUAAAAUGAAUUAUGACACCCUUUCAAGUAAACCACAAGGAGAGAUAUGUAUUCGAGGAAAUGUUUUAUUUGCAGGCUAUUAUAAAAGAGAAGACCUUACAGUAGAAGUCCUUGUUGAUGGUUGGUUCCAUACAGGUGAUAUUGGUGAGUGGCAACCUGAUGGAAGCAUGAAAAUUAUUGAUCGCAAGAAAAACAUUUUUAAGCUCUCACAAGGAGAAUAUGUCAUUGUUGAAAAUCUUGAGAAUGUAUUUGGACCUGUUUCUGAUCAUGAUUCGAUAUGGAUCUAUGGGAACAGCUUUGAGUCUUGUCUUGUUGCUGUUGCGAAUCCUAAUAAGCAAGCAAUUGAACAUUAUGCUAACGCACAUAACAUUUCUGGGGAUUUUGAAGCUUUAUGUGAAAAUCCCAAAAUUAAAGAAUAUGUCUUGGGAGAGCUCACUAAAGUCGGAAAAGAAAACAAGUUGAAAGGUUUUGAAUUUGUGAAAGUGAUCCACCUUGACCCUGUUCCUUUUGACAUGGAGUGUGACCUUUUGACCCCGACAUUCAAGAAGAAAAGACCCCUGUUGCUCAAAUACUAUCAGAGUAUAAUUGAUAACAUGUACCAGAAAAUUAACAACAGGUGA
Lactuca sativa (garden lettuce) is the source of this 844-nucleotide messenger RNA. NCBI's taxonomy places the organism in Eukaryota, Viridiplantae, Streptophyta, Magnoliopsida, Asterales, Asteraceae. The record is from RefSeq and is a predicted model, not a curated record.